Molecule: messenger RNA, 1299 nt
Organism: Fusarium oxysporum Fo47
Lineage: Eukaryota; Fungi; Ascomycota; Sordariomycetes; Hypocreales; Nectriaceae
Exons: 5
Coding region: 1-1299 (432 amino acids)
Source: RefSeq, a predicted model, not a curated record
AUGAUCUACAGUACUAAGACUCAAUUAGUUUCAGGCGGGUUAAUACUGUGGCUUAUGAAGAAACAAAUUUGUUGGGAUGAAGCGGAGCUCAAUUUUCCCGUUGGGCCUGAAUUUGGUCUGUCAGUAAAGGUUGAUAACUAUAUCUCCACCAUUCAACUUCAUUUCAACUCUCAAGACAAGAAGCACUUCCUCGGCUACGACGAUAACUUCCACUGGCAACCUUACACGCUACGCUGGUCAGAGCUAGAAGCCGUUUGCCAAGCAGUUUCAAUCACUGACCGCAAGUAUUCGCAUCCUGGGCUGCCGCUACUCAUCCUGGCUCGCUUUGCGCCAAUAUGCAUUGGCGACGAUGUUGAUCACAUAGUGGAAAUACUGGUACAGGCCUGGAAAACUCUUGGCGAGGAUAUUCUUACAGACGAUCAGAUCCGACAAGUGAUUGAGAGAAUCGACAAUAGAGAUAUGCAACUAUGCUGGCAUUAUGACGAAUCGAGAAGUUAUUGGUGGGUUGGCAAAGGUCUGGAUGAAAGUACGGCGACCAAAGCAUACACUUAUCGUCGAAGUCGAGAAUUGGAUUGCGAAGAGCCUUUUCCGAAUGAGCAGUGGAAUGCCUUCAUUUCUGCAUUACAAGAUAUCGUAGACGAGUCCAGCACUACCAGAAUUGCACAUGAUAUUGCAUUAGCUUACGAAAAGAACACAUUCGACAAGUUUCAACCGCGCAAGCAUUUCCCAGUGGAUAUGGCUACGGUGACCUGCCUGCUCAAGACUCUCGGAGCUGUCCUACAAUCUCUCUGCCUCGGCAAGGCCGGAACCCUUUACCAAGAGGGUACAAUCGGGGCUUAUAUGGGAAUAUGCCAGCUAUCCACCUCCGGUCACGAAACUCAGAUUACUUAUAUCUUACCGACUGCCAUCCAGUUCGUGUUGGAAUCCACCGAGUUGCUUGGGACAGAGACAACCAUCACAGGUCCAACUGCACUUGGCUGGUCAACAGUGGAUACUGCUGACAACGGAAGAAUCGAAUUUAACUUAACAAAGUUUCCACAAGGUGUUGAUGCUGGCGACGAAAACACUGGCGUUAUAAUCAUUUGGAAGCUCACGUUGCAAGUAUCCGCAGUACUUCAUCGCUUUAUGUCUGCUGCAAGUUUAGUGCUUCUGCCGAUGUUGCUAACUGCGAAACCAUUACCAGAGGAAAUUUCUUGUCAUUGGAAGGGGCAUUGCGUCGUGACUUCACAAGAACUAUACGAUUUGCUCUCUGCAGGGGCUUAUGAGUGGUGGGUUAGGGGGACGGCAGGCGCGGCAUAA